AUGUAUGUGUCUCCUCCAGGCCCGCUGCUGUCUCCUUCUGUUGCUGCUGAGAACCCCAGAGAGUAUGUUAGGGAUACAGAGAGAGAUAGAGAAGACGAAGGAGAAGAAAGAGAAGAAGAAAGAGAAGGAGAAAGAGAAGGAGAAGGAGAAAGAGAAGAAGAGACAGAAGAAGAGACAGAAGAAGAGACAGAAGAAGAGACAGAAGAAAAAGAAAGAGAAGGAGAAGAAGAGACAGAAGAAGAAGAGACAGAAGAAGAAGAAGAAGAAGAAGGAGAAAUAGAAGAAGAAAAAGAAGAAAAAGAAAAAGAAGAAGAGACAAAAGAAAGAGAAGAAGAAAGAGAAGAAAAAGAAAGAGAAGAAGAGACAGAAAAAGAAGAAGAGAGAAAAGAAGAGACAGAAGAAAUAAAAGUCAGGGGGCCCCUCAGGGGGCCCCCCACCGGGGCCCCUGGAGAGGCUCUACAGGGGCCCCCCGGGGGGCCCCCCAGGGGGCCCCUCAAAGGGUACUGGGGGGGCCCCCCACCACCGCUGUGGGGGGCCCGCUGGGGGCCCCCUGAGGGAGAUAGAGAAGAAGAAGAAGAAGAAAGAGAAGAAGAAAGAGAAGAAGAGACAGAAGAAGAGACAGAAAAAGAAGAAGAAAUGGAAGAAAUAGAAGAAGAGACAGAAGAAGAGACAGAAAAAGAAAGAGAAGGAGAAGAAGAGACAGAAGAAGAAAAAGAAGAAGAAAAAGAAAGAGAAGAAGAAAGAGAAGAAGAGACAGAAGAAGAGACAGAAGAAGAGACAGAAGAAGAGACAGAAAAAGAAGGAAGAGAAGAAGAGACAGAAGAAGAGACAGAAAAAGAAAGAGAAGAAGAAAAAGAAAGAGAAGAAGAGACAGAAAAAGAAGAAGAAGAGAGAAAAGAAGAGACAGCAGAAAUAAAAGAGACAGAAGAAGAGACAGAAGAAGAGACAGAAAAAGAAAGAGAAGAAGAGACAGAAAAAGAAGAAGAGAGAAAAGAAGAGACAGAAGAAAUAAAAGAGACAGAAGAAGAGACAGAAGAAGAGACAGAAAAAGAAAGAAAAGAAGAGACAGAAAAAGAAGAAGAAGAGAGAAUUUGGGGUGUAUAUGGAGCAGCAGCAGCAGCAGCAGCAGCAGCAGCAGCAGCAGCAGCAGCAGCGAAGAAGAGACAGAAGAAGAAGAAGAAGAGAGAAUUUGGGGUGUAUAUGGAGCAGCAGCAGCAGCAGCAGCAGCAGCAGCAGCAGCAGCAGCAGCAGGGGAGGGUCCAUGGGGGGAAGCAGCCUCCGGUUGAGCAGCAGCAACAGCAGCAGCAGCAGCAGCAGCACCAGCAGCAGCAGCAGCAGCAGCAGCAGCAACAGCAGCAGCAGAGUGUCUCCUCUGAGCAGGCAGCAGUUAGUUAG
Molecule: messenger RNA, 1395 nt
Organism: Eimeria mitis
Lineage: Eukaryota; Apicomplexa; Conoidasida; Eucoccidiorida; Eimeriidae
Exons: 8
Coding region: 1-1395 (464 amino acids)
Source: RefSeq, a predicted model, not a curated record